Molecule: messenger RNA, 600 nt
Organism: Symbiodinium pilosum
Lineage: Eukaryota; Dinophyceae; Suessiales; Symbiodiniaceae
Source: the annotation of a GenBank genome assembly
AUGCCGCCAGACUCCAUCAAGGUCUACAUCAAAUGGUCGGAGGACACAGCAGAGCUUUUCGAGUAUUUGAAGAUCAAUUGGUCAGAGAAGGAGUUGGUGAAGAUACAAGGUCCAGACGCACCCAUCACAAUAGAUGACAUGUCCAACUGGAUCGAGUCGCGCGUGGAAGAUAUGUAUGAGACCGCGAACCAGGGAAUGGAUAAAAUCAUGGUCCAAGUCCAGUGGAUCGCCACAGCCAGCAGACCCAAAAUGGCGCUGAAGUGGAAUGAUGCCGCCCAUGAGCAUUUCAAAGACGAGGACCUGGUUGUGGUCGGAUGCCAUGCAAUCUCAGAACGCUGGGCAGAAAAAGAGCCCGGCUACACCAAGCAGAAUUUGAAGGAGAUCCGAAAGACUCUACGUUUCGGCUUGAGCGACCGUGUGCUUUGCAACUGUGGAGGGCUAUGGCUUCCCGGUUCUGUGGUCGGCACAGCUGUGGAGUCCGAUGGUGAGAUCUUCCCGUACGUUGUCAAGACAGACCCGAUACCAGGGAUGCCUUCUAGAACUAUCUCUGUUCCAAGCGACAACAACAAGGUCUGUGUCCAGGAGGCCUGGGGCGGAUAG